GCUUCACGUUUGCCCUCCCUCUCCCGCGACCGACGAGCCUUAAACCCGCCCGACGAUUGGGGAACUCCACCGACGACCACCUCCGAUCCUUAUGUGGCGUCCCCUGUUCUCGUUCUUCCGUCUGUUCUCUCCAUAGCCGAUGCAUUAGGGGCUGCGUCGGCAUGGCUGGCGCAGAGGGACGGUCCUCUCAACAAUCUGGUUUCCCCUUGAAAGGGGUUCUCCCUACUUCUUCUUCUUCUUCUUCUUCUUGGAAAAUGCGAGGAAUACGUAGAACCUCUAUUCCGUUUGCUGCACUCUUUCUCAAUCCCUGUUGCCGCAUCUCUCUAUGCUUCCCAGAUUGCUGUGUUCAUAUCUAUUGCUAGCUUUUUCUUUUAUUUACUCUGUUGUUCUCUGUCCCUCCUGCUCUUCAACCGCCGAUUGCCUUGUUGUUCAUCGCCGCAUACUGUCCAAGAUACAAUCUUCUUUUCAGGACACCAACGAGUAAGUUGGCACAAAGCUUCUGUCAAGUGUUUGUUCUCUGUCAGAGUGCGAGCUUUCUCGCAGACUGGGACGAAGAGAGGAACUUGAUGCUGUUGGAGGGAAAGGAGGAAGAAGUUUCAAUGAUGGACCCGAACAGAUGUUGAACUAGGCAUGUAAGCUGAACCAGACAAGCUGAUCAGCAGCGUCACCCUCUGGUAGCAGGGUCAGACGCAUUCUUCUGCAGGGAUAAUCAGUAGUGGAUGACAGCCGUUGUCCUGGAGCACGACGUUUGGGGAAGUGAGUCGAGAGUGGGAAGACUGCCUGCUAUGAGUAGGCGUCUCCUGCAAUGCUCAGGUACUCCUUGCUCUCGAUACCUUCCCUUCGGUUUCAUGCUACUGCUAGAUCAAUUCAUGGCACCCCAAUUCUUUUGUGGAGGCUCAAGGACGAAACCAAACUCGGGGAGUCUCAGGUGAUCGAGAGGAUCGUUAGAAUCAUCAUCCAUAAUCGUGCGGGGGCAAUCUCUGGCCUUUCUUUCGAGUUUUCUGUGAAAAUCCUUGAUGGGGUUGUUGAGAAACUCAAAUUUAAGCCGGAAUUGAGUCUUGAGUUCUUUCGAUUGGCGAAGAAAGAUUCCAAGUUUAGACCACCACCGAGAUCAUACUGUAAGAUAAUCCACAUUUUGUCUAGGGGAAGGAUGUUCGACGAUGCAAGGGCUUUCUUGCAUGAGUUGGUGGGAAUGUUCAGAUCUGAAGUCUCUGAUGCUUUCAUCUUCAAUGAGUUGUUGGAUGUAUACAGGGAGUUCUCCUUUUCCUCGAUCGUGUUUGAUAUGCUAUUGAAAGUGUAUGCUCAGAGGGGCUUGACAAAGAAGGCACUCUACGUGUUUGACAAUAUGGGAAGGUUUGGUUUUUGCCCGAGCUUGAGGUCGUGUAAUAGUGUUAUUGGUUCCUUGGUUCAGAAAUCGGAAAAUUAUGUAGCUUUUCAAUUUUAUGAGCAAAUGGUCCGGAUUGGCAUUGUCCCAGAUGUGUUUACGGUUACCAUGAUCGUGGAUGCGUAUUGCAAGGAAGGGAUGGUGGAAAGGGGCCUAGAGUUCAUGAUGCAAAUGGAGAGGAAAGGAUUUGAAUUGAACAAAGUUACUUAUCAUGCGUUGAUUAAUGGUUAUUGUAAUUUAGGAGAAACAAAUUCGGGGUUUCGAGUUUUGAGAUUGAUGGAUGAUAAGGGCAUUUUGCCUGAUGCUGUGACUUACAGUUUGCUUAUCAAGGGAUACUGCAAGGAAGGGAAACUUGAAGAGGCGGAGAACUUGCUUUGUGAAAUUAAAGAGAAGUAUGAUAUGGUUCGUGAUGAGGUUGCAUUUGGAACGGUAAUAAGUGGUUACUGCAGGAAUGGUAAGAUGGAAGAUGCCAUCAGAGUCCAAGAGAUGAUGGUACAUGAAGGAUUGAAGACAAACGUCUUCACCUGUAAUCUUUUGAUAAAUGGAUUCUGCAAGCUCGGAAAGCUUAGGGAAGCAAACCAAGUGAUAACUGAUAUGGUGUUGUCCUGGGGUUUACAGCCAGAUUCUUACAGCUAUAAUGCACUUCUAGAUGGGUACUGUAGAAAAGGAUUGAUGGAUGUGGCCUUCGAGCUUUGUAAUGAAAUGCAACAGAAGGGGAUUAAGCCAACGGUUUUGACUUAUAACACACUUAUAAAGGGUUUUUGUCGCAAUAACAGAAUUGAUGAUGCUGUCAACCUUUGGUAUGUGAUGAAGAAUAGAGGCAUCAAACCAAAUGAAGUUACAUGUAGCACGCUUCUUGAUGCCUUUUUCAAGGUAGGAAACCAUGAACGGGCAUUAACUUUAUGGAAUAGGAUCUUAAAUAUGGGGCUUGCAAAUGAAAUCACCUUCAAUACGAUGAUCAAUGGUUUAUUCAGUAUGGGGAAAGUUGUAGAAGCAAAUGAGCUCUAUGGUAGAAUGGAAAACCUGGGAUGCUUCGCUGAUAGCAUUACCUACAGGAUACUGAUAGAUGGAUAUUCAAAAGCCGGAAACAUUGUUCAGGCUUUUUUGGUUAAGAAGAAGAUGGAAAACAAUGGGAUUUCACCUAGUAUUGAGAUGUAUAAUUCUCUUAUUUCUGGUUUAUUUAAGUCUGAUAAAAGCAAUGAAGUACAGGAUAUUUUGGUUGAGAUGGAAAAAAAGGGAUUAUCUCCAAAUAUUGUGACAUAUGGUGCCCUCGUUCAUGGCUGGUGUAGAGAAGGAAAACUGGAGAAAGCAUUUAGCAUCUACUUGGAAAUGACUAAGAAAGGCUUAACUCCAAACCUCAUCAUCUUAUGUUCACUUCUCAGUACUCUUUAUAGGUUUGGUAGGAUAAAUGAAGCGAACAUGUUUUUACAGAAAAUGGUGGGCGUUGAUCUUUCAGUUGGCAGUACAAAUUGCAGCAAGCUUAUCGAUCAUGGUGGCAGCGAACAUGUCAUAGAGAAAAUCAAUGCAUUUCUUAAUGAAACCGCUGGAACAUGUAUGCUACCAAAAGUCAUUUUAUACAACAUAGUACUUUGUGGGCUUUGUAAGUCCGGAAGGUCAGGGGAUGCAAGAAAUUUGUUUGUGGAGUUAUUGAGAAGAGGCUUUAUUCCUGAUAAUUUCACAUACUGCACUCUCAUCCAUGGUUGUGCAACAACUGGCGAUGUGAAUGAAGCUUUUAAGUUACGAGAUGAGAUGCUAAAUAGGGGCAUUACCCCAAAUAUUGUUACAUAUAACACCCUUAUUGGUGGAUUGUGUAAAUCAGGGAACAUUGACAGGGCAGUUAGGCUUUUCACUAAGCUGCGCCAAAAAUCUUUGUCUCCUGAUGUAAUUAGUUUCAAUACCUUGAUUGAUGGAUAUUGCAAAAGCGGUCAACUUAGUGAGGCCAUUAAGUUGAAAAAUGAAAUGAUUGAGAAAGGCAUUCGUCCAACAGUUGUGACCUACUCUGUGCUGAUCAAUGGCUUCUCUAAGAUAGGGGAUAUGGAGACUUGUAGGAAUCUGUUGGAUGAAAUGAUUCAGAGGGGUGUAAACCCACACUAUGUGACUUUAAGGACACUAUUUCAUGGUUGUAUCCGAAGUGGGAAUGUUGAUCAGAUCUCAAAUCUCUAUGGUGAUAUACACAAGAGAGGUCUUCUGUCGGGUGUACGUGAUGAUAAACAAAAUUGUCUGACUGACAGUAUGGAAGCAAAGAUGCCUAUAUGUCAAACUAUUCUGGAAGCUGUAUGCUGACACUUGGUAACCAAUCUAUAGGUGGUAUUUCAGAAAGCACUCGCAAGUUCAAAUUGCUGAAGCUUCUGAAGGUCACAUCAGAGCAAAGCCGUGAAAGAUCCACUUUGGCUUACGGUCUAACGCAUGUUUGCACAGGGUGUGGUUUAUGGCAUGGUUCUGAGAGAAAAAUACACCCCAAUGUCUGUCAAGUUACUUGAAUCUUUUCUGACCUGUUGAUUACAGCAUGAAAAGAUUAGAAAGAGAAACUGCAAGGAAAUGUUGACCCGUCUUUCAAGUGAAGCCAUUUCAAAGAGGUUGUGAAAUGUGUGCAAUUUUCACAUAAUCAUCUCACUAUGUGGUAGAAAUUUGAUCAAGAUUGGGGUGUUGAAAUAAGGUUUGUCAGACAAGCUGGAGACAGCCCGCUUGCAAGAUGUGCUUCAAUUCAAUAUUCAAUGUUAAGUUUUGAUUGCAUUCGAAGCAAGGAAGCAGUUUCUUGUGAAGAGAGUGUGGACCACUUAUGUGAUUAUCCACAACCCGACACUCGACAGUGAGCAAGCUUCUUUGCAGAGGCUAGAAGAGAUGGAAGUUCAGAAUCUUCCUAUUGAAAAUGAAUUUGAUGUUGUUGGGAAGUGAGACGCGUAAUUUGCCUGCUCUUGGGGCUGCUAUCAAAGAGAUGUUGACAUUAAGUGAGAAAAAUGUUCAAAUAGUUGUUUCAACUUGUCCAUGGAUUUCAAAGGUGUGGAACACAUUUGAGAAAUAAAGGGGCUACACUUCGAUGAUUCAUGGUAAAUAUAUUCAUAAGAGACACUUACAACUGCAUCAUUUGCUGGUACCUACAUCAUUGUGAAAAAAAUGAAAGAGGUCGUUCGUUGAGGACGUUCUUAACAGGGUAUUUGAGCUUAAACAUGGGCAAUCCUUGCAACUGGUUUAAGAUCCUUCGCUGCACACUUCCAUUGCUGUGUGGCACAGACAGCGGGAGGCCAUUGUUGCUGUAUAAGAAUGUAGUCCUUUUGGUUAACAUGUAAAAUAUCUGUUAAUUGGGAUGUCUCUCAUUCUCUA
Molecule: messenger RNA, 4705 nt
Organism: Nymphaea colorata (pocket water lily)
Lineage: Eukaryota; Viridiplantae; Streptophyta; Magnoliopsida; Nymphaeales; Nymphaeaceae
Product: putative pentatricopeptide repeat-containing protein At1g19290
Exons: 4
Coding region: 806-3667 (953 amino acids)
Molecular function (GO): protein binding
Source: RefSeq, a predicted model, not a curated record